CCCAGUCCACCCCGUCGGGUCGUCGACGUCGACAUCCCGUCACACACUCGAUCAUGAACCACUCCAAAAACCACUCGCAGGAAAAUAAACCCAACGUACGUACGGUCGCAGGGUACGCGCCGAGCGCCCGCUCCAACCACCGCAAAGCCAACGCACGCACGCUCCUACCCGCACUCGCACUCGCACUCACACGCGCGCAGAAUCAAAUCAGAGAGAGAGAAGAAAAGAGAAGUAUGGAAAAUUUCGACAAGCCUAGUGGUAUACGUAUGUAAUGUACUUACAGCUACACGGUGCGCAGGCGGCGGGCGGGCGGCGGGGACCGCCCCGAUCCGCGGCGUGCACGGGGGAGGACACAAAUCGACAGGCGGGACGGAUAGAACGGGGAGGGGUAGAGAGCGAUAGGGAUAGGGAUAGGGAUAGGGACAGGAACGGGGGCGGGACUGCGACGGGGGCGGGACUGCGACGGGGGCGGGACUGCGACGGGGGCGGGACUGCGACGGACUUUGGACACGACUGCUCCCUCUGCGCUCAACGCGACUAACCAAAAAGCUCACCAACGACAACGACAACGCACCCUCCCCAUCUCGCAAUAUCCAAAAAAAAGCGACACACAAAGCGACACACAAAGCCACGCACGCACGCCACCCCUCCCCGCGGUCACCCC
Messenger RNA from Heterobasidion irregulare TC 32-1, 664 nucleotides. RefSeq lists its product as uncharacterized. The transcript is spliced from 2 exons. The record is from RefSeq and is a predicted model, not a curated record. The coding region runs from base 54 to 272 and encodes 72 amino acids. NCBI's taxonomy places the organism in Eukaryota, Fungi, Basidiomycota, Agaricomycetes, Russulales, Bondarzewiaceae.